Messenger RNA from Symbiodinium sp. CCMP2456, 1210 nucleotides. Lineage: Eukaryota; Dinophyceae; Suessiales; Symbiodiniaceae. The record is from the annotation of a GenBank genome assembly.
GUUGCUGGCGGAGUGCUCCGCUGCGCAAUGGAGGGCCGACGUGAUCUUGUACAGCUCUGCAGUGAGCUCCUGCGAAAAAGCCGGUGCCUGGACGCAGGCACUUCGGCUUCUCCGCGAUGCUGGGGAACACGGUCUGAGCACCGAUGUGGUUCUCUACAGCGCUGUGGUCAGUGCGACCCAAAAGGCUGGCGAAUGGCGCCAGGCCAUGUGGUUCCUGGGAGAGCUCGGGCACAAGGUGGUCCAAGCUAACGUGAUCACCAUCAGUUCUGCGGUGAGUGCCUGUGAGAAGGGAGGACGAUGGCAAGAAGCUCUUCAUCUGUUGCAUGGUAUGGCGAACAGCGAGCUGCAGCCCAACAUCGUCACCUACAACGCCGCCAUCAGUGCAUGCGAGAAGGCUGCCCAGUGGCAGCUGGCUCUGGCACUUCUUCAGGCGCUGUCAGCGAACCUGCUGAAGCCCACCGGGAUCACAUGCAACGCGCUCAUCAGCGCUUGCGAGAAGUCUGGGGAGUGGCAGCGUGCUCUGCUGCUGCUUGCGCAGCUUCGGAGUAGGCAUCUGCAGCCCACUGCUGUCAGCGUAAAUGCGGCCUGCAGUGCCUGUGAGAAACGGAGCAGCUGGAGACAGGCCCUCAGCUUGCUGGUCCAGGCUGAGGAGCAAGAGGUCCGCCUGGACGUUAUCUCUUUCAGUGCGGUCAUCAGCGCUUUGGAGAAGGCUGCGGAAUGGGAGCAGGCGCUGCGACUUCUUCGCCGCCUCGACGAUUCGCGAUUGCUUCCCGAUGACGUGGCCUACAGCUCUGCGAUCAGCGCUUGCGGGAAUGCUGGUCACUGGUGUCAAGCGCUUGCUCUGCUUGCUGAGAUGUCCGAGAGGAAGGUGACAGUGAGCGUGAUCACCUACAAUGCUGUGCUCAGCGCAUGUGACACGGGUUCUCGGUGGCAGCACGCUUUCGAGGUUUUUGGAAACCUCCACCGAAGAAGGAAGAGACCCGACAUCAUUUCCUACAACGCCCUCCAAAGCAGCUGUGCAGCGUCUUCACAUUGGCAGCUGGCGGUUUGGCUUCUGAUGGAAGCCGCUGGGCAGCGAGUGGACGCGGACGCCAUCACCUUCGAGAUGGUCCUGCUGGCAGCUGAGGGCGGCGGAGCAUCCAAGGAGAUGCCGAAGUUGCUACCAUCCCUGGCCAGCGUGGGACUUGCAUGCUGUCAUGGAGCCUGCUGA